AUGAGUUUCAGAUUUCACAGUGAGAGACACUCCAGAGAACGAGUUUUUGUACACACGAAUAGUAACACUGACUCAUUAUCAUCAACUUCUACUCAGACUUAUGCAUGGAGUCCAUCCGUUGUUAAACGAGGAUCUUCCUUUGCUUGUAAUGCUUCUUCACUGUCCAGUGGCAACACUACCAAUGAGCGCUCAAUUUGUACUGGGAAUACUUUUGCUAAAGAGCAAACAGUCGUUUGGUCAGCAUUGAACAGUGAGUUGAAAAAUCGUCAAAAAAUUGCCAAGGUCCGACCAACUCCACAAGUGCCUUUGUUAAAGAAAAGUUUAACUGCAGUAGCGGUUGGAAGUUCGUUACAGAACAAAUUGCAUUCUUGUGGAAUGAUUGCUGGAAAUGGCAAUUUAGCAUUGUCAAAAGUCUUACCUUCGCAGCCAUCAUCAUCUGAGAGUUCCGUUUAUUUACGACGGCAAAAUUCUGAUGAUACACCUGUUUGCAAUGACAGUGCUUGCGAAAAUUCAACAUCUGAAUAUGCUCAUUUAUCGGAAUCCAUUGAUGCGCCAAUGAAAGCAGACUUAAUUGUGAAAACGGGGUCUUCAAGUCAAGAUCAAAGUGGAAAAGACGAUGAUGACGUUAGUAUCGCUGGAACGGUCUUCAACGAACCCUGGGAUUCUAAUGUUUGGGAGAAUUUGUUGGAUUUGGCGCAUUAUGGGGAUGAGAAACCAUCGACUCUUACAAGGCACCACGAUAUGAAUCAAAUUGUUCUUGGUGAAGCGAUCGCUGAAGAGGGUGAUGAUGAAGUGAUUUGUUCGCUGGAAAUGAGUUAUGAUGGCGAAGAGGAAAGAAAUCUGCAGAAAUUACAGUCCAUCACUAGUGCAGAUGAUAGUCAAAAUAACAGCGACUACGAUGUAGUGAUUCGGAGGUUUGAUAAUCAUCAUCUAAACAAUAACGCAGGGUCAGAUGGUCGACGUAAUGGUAUUAUAAAUAUUAAUGCACAUUUGAAAAACGAAGAUAAUUUAGACAAGCAACAGCAACUUGAAAAAAUCUGUAAAUCAGUCACCAGUGGUAGUGGAGAUCCGGAAGCAUCAAAUUCAAUGAUGAACAUAAGUAAUGUUGGAGAAAUGUCGGAUGGAUCAGCCACAAUGGAUAGCCAUAAAUCAACAAACACACAUUCACUGCCGCGUAUCCUUCCACGAUAUUCAAAUCUUGAUGAUUCGUGGCUUGAAUCUUUGGAUGACAUCCCAACAAGUAUUCGCGCGCUUUCACCCAUUAUUUCGCCGCCACGGUUGAAAAAUAGUUUGAGCUUAGAUCCCGGUACAAAGAUUCAAGAGUAUGUUGAAAGGCUGUCACAGGAGGGAAACACAGUCUUCGGUGCCACGUUACGCCGUUUCAUUGAAUGUACAUUUGAAGCAGAAGAAUGUGAUCCACAAGUGGUAAUUCGAAAUGUUCGGCAAUUUUUAAAUGGUUUAAAGAAUUAUCUGGUAAAGCAUGGAGAAGGCGAACUUCAUGAUCUGAUUGAAAAAGAGCGCGCACGACUGAAUGCUAAUGAAUUUUUGAAUAUUGAUGCAAUUUUGGAAGCUGUUUUGCACAAAAUUGUUCUUUAUCCAGUAAAACCCCAUCUUUAUCAUUUGAUGGUACGCGAAUAUUCAAAAAAUGGUUGGCUUCAAGCACUUUCGGAAAAUCUUACCUAUGUCCGUACCUUGUCGCCAGAGCAGUUAGGCUUUGGAAUCCGCUGUAAAUUCACGCCACCUACGACGCAGAAAAUGGAGAUAAUUAAGAUUUGUUUACGAAAAAUGCAGCACCACUAUUCACCGCUGAAAAAACUCGAGAAUUUGCUGCGAGUGAUAUUUUUGGCAAUAGGUAAGCAGCACUCCUGCGAUAAUCAUCCGAACAGUGAUAUGGAAAAUUACGAUCCGAUUAGCAUUGAAAACAAGAUUAAAGCUUUGCCUCCUGCUGAUGAAUUGGUGCGAUGGUUAGUAUACUUACUAGCACGUACGUCAACGGUCGGAUGUGAAGUUGAAGCAUGGUACAUGUGGGAGCUGCUCCCAAAACAGUUGCUGACAACUGGUGAUUCCAGUUAUUACCUCAUUACUCUUUUUUCCGCCAUUGAUGUACUGAAAAAUACCGAAAGCAUUCGAAAGUUGGGCCAGGUGGAUGACUCUUCAAUAACGGAAGAUGGAUCGUACUGUUCUUCAUUAGGCAGUGUUAGUCCAGUACUUUCAUCGUCAUCAGAUGCUUUUGUGAAGGUAGCCGUACCCGAUGAACUGGAUGGUUCUAUCCGAUAUCAUACAUUUCCUGGUGUUCCUCAAAUGACUGCUGGAAAACUGUGUCGCGUUAUUGCACAUCAGUUUGGCAUUACAAAUCCUGAAGAUCAUGGAUUGUAUCUUCUAGUUGAUGGUUACGAAACAUGUCUUCUGGCAAACGAAUGCCCUGAUUUAAUUCGCCAUCAGUUGAAGGAGGCACAUAAGGCACAUCUGUUUGCUUAUAAACGACAUGAAGCAAAAAUAGCUUGGCCUAAAUUUGCAAUGUCUUCCCUUUCUUGA
Messenger RNA from Cercopithifilaria johnstoni, 2535 nucleotides. Lineage: Eukaryota; Metazoa; Nematoda; Chromadorea; Rhabditida; Onchocercidae. The record is from the annotation of a GenBank genome assembly.